AUGCAGUCUGUCUUUGACAGAAGACGAAUAAACGGACCAGAAGAUAGCUCUGCUCCAAUUUUCGCCGACGAACAUCAAAAAUCGCUCACUCCAGAUCUGUACAAAGACCGCCAUAAUCGAAGCGUUUCUGAUAUUCGACCUAUCUUUCUUCAGCCUGGACUUAUAAGCCAGGCGAAUGGCUCAGCAUAUAUCGAGACGGAUCGGACAAAGAUUGCAUGCUCAGUUUAUGGGCCUCGUCAAUCAAAAAACACUGCAUACAACGAAAAGGGUAGACUGAACGUGGAGGUAAAAUUUACGCCGUUUUCUUCUGAGCGUCGGAGGGCCCCACUUCGGGAUGCAGAAGAUCGGUCAAUCGCGGUUGCUAUUCAACAGGCCCUCUUGUCCUCUGUUCGACUAGAGCAUUUCCCAAAAUCCACAAUCGAUAUUUUCUUGGUUAUAAUAGAAGCAGAUGGAAUCGAGGGAUGUGUUGCUUCAGGUUCGAUUGCUGCUAGUACGGCCUUGGCUGAUGCUGGUAUCGAUAUGUAUGGCCUCGUAACGUCUUGCACUGCUGCGAUCAUAGGGGAAGAUAUCUGGGUUGAUCCAACACAAGAAGAGUGCGAUAUGGCUAACGGGACCCUCAUUUUGUCUUGUAUGCCUGCCCUUGGAAUUGUGACCAACGUGUGGCAAUCGGGUCGGAUGGCUAUUUCUCAGGUUUCAGCAUGUUUAGACGCAUGUGAUGGUCGAUGUACAGAUAUUCACUCUGUUGUCGCGCAAGCUUUGUUAAACAGCGCACGUAGCAAGGUCUAA
This is a messenger RNA of Lentinula edodes (shiitake mushroom), 786 nucleotides long. RefSeq names its product 3' exoribonuclease family, domain 1-domain-containing protein. NCBI's taxonomy places the organism in Eukaryota, Fungi, Basidiomycota, Agaricomycetes, Agaricales, Omphalotaceae. Gene Ontology annotation, cellular component: nuclear exosome (RNase complex); cytoplasmic exosome (RNase complex); nucleolus. The record is from RefSeq and is a predicted model, not a curated record. Bases 1 to 786 code for a protein of 261 amino acids. Gene Ontology annotation, biological process: poly(A)-dependent snoRNA 3'-end processing; U4 snRNA 3'-end processing; rRNA catabolic process. The transcript has 6 exons.